CUCAAUGAGGGGAAAUGACCGCGAGUGACCUCAGAGGAAACACUGGAUUUUAAGCCCCGCUGGGUUUCUUAUUAUAUUUCACACAUUUGAACAAUAAUGUGUGUUUAGAUUUUAGCUCGACGUCUUCCGGUCAACAGCCACGUUUCAUCCCGGGAGCGGUUUGCGGUGUGUCUCGGUGUAGCUGUGUGCUAGCAUCAGCUAAAGCUAAGCUAAGCUAACACAGCCUCCUCCUCCACCCCCAGCCUGUCACUGCCAGCGGCGGGGAUUCGACGGUUCUUCCCCCGCAGAUGCUAAGCUAAGCUAAGGGGGAAAAGGCUCGGAGCUGCUGCCAUGGACAAAGCGAAGUCAAUGAUGGACAAGAAGGGAGCGUCCGGACCUUUUCAUGUCAACACCGGGCAGAGCCAGCGGGGGUGCAACGGACACGUCGCGGUGGCCGGGAACGGAGGCUGCUGCAGCGGGGCUGGGUUCGGCUCGAGCCCGGGAAACAGCAGCAGCAGCAGCAGCAGCGGAGGAGGAGGAGGUGGAGGAGGAGGCUGCAGCUCCUCGUUUGACAGCAUGCACCUCCUGCACCGCGGCGAGGAAGCGGAGUGCAACGGCUCCCCGGCCAAGAGGUGCCGGCUGCGGCGGAGGACAGAGUCGGUGAGACGGAGCAGACCCCCCUUCCCCUGGUUCGGUAUGGACAUCGGUGGCACCCUGGUGAAGUUGGUGUACUUUGAGCCAGUCGAUAUCACUGCAGAGGAAGAACAGGAAGAAGUGGAAAACCUCAAGUCCAUCCGCCGCUACCUCACCUCAAACGUGGCUUAUGGUAAAACAGGGGUCCGGGACGUCCACCUGGAGUUGAGGAACCUGACCAUGUGCGGCAGGACGGGGAACCUGCACUUCAUUCGCUUCCCGACACAGGCCAUGCCCCGUUUUAUCCAGAUGGGACGCGACAAGAACUUCUCCAGCCUGCACACGACACUCUGCGCCACCGGAGGCGGGGCCUACAAGUUCGAGAACGACUUCCAGAUGAUGGCCGACCUGGAGCUGCUGAAGCUGGACGAGCUGGACUGCCUGAUUCGUGGACUGCUGUACGUCGACCGGGUGGGCUUCAACGGACACCCGGAGGGCUACUACUUCCAGAACCCGUCAGACACGCAGAGCUGUGUGAAGAAGACCUGCACCCUGGAUAACCCCUUCCCCAUGCUGCUGGUCAACAUCGGCUCCGGGGUCUCCAUCCUGGCCGUGUACUCGCCGAGCGACUACAAGCGGGUGACUGGGACCAGUCUGGGAGGUGGAACAUUCCUGGGCCUCUGCUGCCUGCUGACGGGAUGCGAGACGUUCGAGGAGGCGUUGGAAAUGGCCAGCAAGGGCGACUCCACCAACGUGGACAAGCUGGUGAAAGACAUCUACGGAGGAGACUAUGAGCGCUUUGGCCUGCAGGGCUCUGCUGUCGCAUCCAGUUUUGGUCACAUGAUGAGCAAAGACAAGCGAGACAGCAUUUCUAAGGAAGACUUGGCCAGAGCCACGCUGGUCACCAUAACUAAUAAUAUAGGAUCCAUAGCACGGAUGUGUGCUGUCAAUGAGAAAAUCGAGCGAGUUGUGUUUGUUGGGAACUUCCUUCGCAUCAACACGGUUUCCACAAAGCUGCUGGCCUACGCCAUGGACUUCUGGUCCAAAGGACAACUACGAGCCCUCUUCCUGGAACAUGAGGGUUACUUCGGGGCCGUGGGUGCACUGUUGGAGCUGCUCAAGACAUCAGAGGACCCGUAAAGGAAGCCGCGUGACAUCAUCAUCCCUCGACAGAAGGAUGUCUCCACCUCUGGAUGAUGUGACGUUGUCCACUUUGACGCUGCUGAAAGGUCCCGUUCUCAGAGGCCACUAAAGGAACACUGAGCAGGGGACACAGAAACUGAAAAAAGCCAUUUUAAUAAUUUAACAUGUGUAAAUAGCGAAAACCUCUAACAUGUAUCUUCUUAAUUCCCCAAAUAGAGUCGCCCUAUCAUAGAGGUUUUAAUAUUGUGAUCUUUAAUUUAUGGUUUCCUGUAAUUUUCUGCUGCUCUGUUGAUUCCUGUCGGGAGACACGGAGUGUUUCAGUGAUCUUUGUUACGCUGUUUGCGUGUGUGUGUGUGAGUGUGUGAGUGUGUGAGAAAACCUACUGUAGCAUUAUGUCCUGGAGGCUGUGGUGUCCCUGUCGACUAUUUGUGCAACAAGAUACUAUGUCCACACAGAAAUUAAGUUGCUCUCUAAUGAGUGACUGAGCAUGUUUAACCCCCAGAGACUCAGAAACUCGUCUGCCGGAAGGACAGAAAUAGCCAAACGUUUCGGACAUUUUUGGUAUUAGCUGAGGCUCGGGAGGCAUUUUGUUGUUGCACAAAAAGUGGCCCAGGACACUUCAGUCUUUUUAGGGAAGUGCACUGAAGCCAAAUCCUUUUGAGAUUCAAACGCCUGCCUCCUACAGAGAGGAAGCAGAUACACAGUCUUUAAUUCUCUCUGUGUGGUUCCACUACAAAUGGCCUUUUUGUUUUUUGUCUGUAUGUCCUCCAUCUACCUUAAAGUCAUGCAAACAUCAUUAGCACGUUCACGCCUCACCUGCUGAGUUCAGUGUUACCCAGCGGGACCAAGACAUUGUCUUCCAAUAGUUUGUGCUACAGCGGCAUCGUAGAAGUUUGUGUUUGGUGAAAUACUGUGGGAUUUAGUUCCUCUCUGUUGGGAAUUGUCUUUUCUUUUCCUCUUCGCCUCCCGUCAGUGUCGAGCUCGAGGACACUUCAGCCGCUCGUUGGCCUGAUUCCUCGUCCUGCAGCUUCUCUAGCGCCCUGCUGCCUUGUUUGGCUGAAGCAUUGUGAUGCGACGAGGCUCUCGGGCUGAGCCAAUGUGAUGCUAACGCUCCAUGUGAAACCGGGCAUUUAUAAAAAGCUCUUGACGCAUAUGCAGAAGAAUGCCGUCACCUUCUGGGAGACAAUAGGGACCAGGAAGCUUUACGGCCUGUGUCGUCCCUCCUGCAAAAUACACAGAUGCAAAUUUGCCAGCAACACAAUCCACUCAGCUACUGUUUGUGUAAAUGUGCUGAUUUGGCGGUUUGUCGUCAUCGUGCUGCUGUUUAGACGACAUCUAGAGAAACAGUGGGGAAGAACUUUAAUCCUUCACUUGCAGGAGACUGUAAACUGAUCUGCAAAAAUUAUGUGAAGUUGCAAUUUUACAUUACAAGCACAUACUAAAGUCAAGGUUAGCUACGCAUCCCACUGACGGCUGUAAAGACGCUGCUGCUUCACUCGUGAGCUCACGAGACACUGACAGUGAAUCACCCUGAGCCUCCACAACAGCCUCUCAUCUCUGUUCACUGUAAAGAACUGGACCCUGCAGCCUGUGUAUUUAUUACCUCCGUCUUCUUGCCUUUUACUUUCCACGAACCUCUCUCCCUGUUUGGACUCGACCUCCGCUCGUUCAAACCAUCCGUUGUCAAACACCUUCAGAUCCUCACUGCUAACAUGCUUUUCUUUGUGGCUGUUUUCUGUGUCUCUGAGCCGAGGUGUUGUAGCCCAGUGCUGGAAUAAUGAAGUCCUGACUAGCAGGCUGAGCGUUAUGCAGGUACUCUGAAUCAACCGACUGCGGUUUAAUGACGUGAGUGAAGGAGGUUUUAUCCAUUACAACUCACUAUAUGUAACAUUUUAAAAAGCAAAGCUGGAGAAUUUCUUUUUACUUGCGAACGAUUAAUGGAAUAGUCACUUUUAGCAGAGGCUUAUUAAAUGCAAAGCUCACGCAGGUAAAUCUGCGGUUUGAUACUAUUUCAAGUAUUUAAUCCUCCGUGUGUUCCAUCCUGAUGCUGCAGACAUUCUGUUCAGGUGCUUUCUCAUCUAUUUCUCUUAUCCUCAGACUUUGCCUUUUUCCUCCAGCUCAUGUUUGGAUGCUGUGUCUGUGGCCUCGACCGGUCGAGCGCCGCUCGGCCGUCGGUUAUCUCUAACCACCUUCUCUCUUAAUCUGAAAUCCCUGAUUUGUUGCCUUCGCCGUGUAUUUUAUCCCACGUUCGUGCCCUUCAGUUUCCUGUGUGGGUUCUCAACUUUACCUCAAUGUGUUUUUCUUUAUGUUCAGGUUUCACUCUUUGCGUUCUGUCUUUUUUUGUGUGUGUUUUGCCAUAAUACUGUAACAAAGGAUUCAGUGCAGUUAACACACAUUUGCAUUAAGGUGUUCACGAUUCUCCUGCUUCAACCUUAAGUACAAAGAAAGAUUUUCCUCUAAAAAUCUGAGACGAGAACUCAAACUUAACUUGUUUUUCAACUUUUCUUUUCAAUGGUUUUGGCAACAGUUUGGUUUGGGAACAAAAUGUUUUCCAAUAAAUGUCCUUUUUUUGUUUUGAUCCUGCUUGUGACAAGUAAUGUGAGUGAAUGUGCUUUUCAUGUCAUUUGAAAAUACUGUUGUGGUGAAUUUAUUUUAUUUUUCUUUGUUGGCACAAAAAGAACCAGUGUGAUUGUUGAAAUGUAAAUCCCUGCUGUGAUGUGCAGCACUUAUAGAAGUGCAACCUUUUAAAAACACAUAUCAUCACUGUCCUGCAGACCUUUUUAAAAACGGGUGGUUUCAACAUUUAUUCUGUGCUGUUCACUAUUUAGCUCAGACCUGAGGUCAGUGCAAUCUGUUAUUGGAAAUAGAUAAAGGAAGACAAACAGGAAACAUUUAAAUAUGAUAAAGUCUGCAGAAUAUUGAUGACCUGUGUUUUAAAGUUGUUUUGUCAUGUUUUUAAAGUUUGCCUGUGUUCAGUGAUGGUGAAAUUACAAGUUCUGACAUCAUUUUCCACUAAUUUGAAAUAGUAAUAUCGUUGCUUUAGAUACUUUAUUAUUCUUGAACCUACAAUAACUAUUGUUCUAAUCUAUCGCUGCAGCUUCUGUGUUUAAAUCUGCAAAAAAACUAAAGAGGAUUUUAAGACAGAGCAUUUGGGCCUAUUGAAGAAAGUAAAUCCGAGAUUUCAAGAAUAAAAUAAUUUUGCGGGAUUAAAGAAAAUUGCAAAACCAGUGAUACCAGAGUUCCUGGAUCCAAAAUCUUUAAUGUCAGUUUCUUAAACAACUUUCGAAAUCCCUUUUGAAUAUGACGUAUAGAUUAAAGUCCAAAAAAUAGGCAAUUUCCUCAAGUUUGUGUCUUUCUACAGAAUCAAGUCAUGAUAAUGUGGAGCUGCUGGCCCGAAUGCUCAGUCCUAGAAUUUAAAAACCUUAACAUAACCUGUGUGAAUGUUCAGUCGAAGCAGUAUCACAUCUCAAAAGUGUUUGAAACAUUCUCUACAGCACAGAUCCAGUCUGAAGUCUGUCACCCCUCUAAGGCAAUGAUUUCUGUCCCGUUAUCACGAGUGAGGAUGUUUGUUUGUUUUUAAAACCUAUCUGAGGUGUGACGUGGGGGUUUGAACCUGUUGUCUGGGGUUUAUGUCCCAGAUCAGUGUGAAUUUCUUUGGUUUAAAGUAUCCACUUAAUAACAAAGCUAACGUCAUCCAUAGGGGGAUCUAACUAAAAGGCUAUGCAGCAGCACACGUGUCCCCUUUAACAAUCUCAUCUCUGAAUCGUCACAGUUAAUUCAACCUGUUUGUUAAUGUGUGUUUUUAAAAACAUAUGCAACCCUGUUAGUUUCCUCCGGUUGGAGUCUGGACGGAGAGUUUGUGUCCUGCUGAUUGAGUCGUUAACUCUAUUUAAUGUGGAUGUUUGCAACAGGGUGUUGUCGACUGUUCCAGUGUGAGCGCCCGGUGUGGAGAGAAGUUUUGUUGCUUUGAAUGUUUCAUGACAUUUCGCCUUUUUCCAAUCUGUCUUUUUUUACAUGUGUGUAAAAGUGGUAGUUGGUAUAUUCUGGUGUUUUAUCUUCUCAUAGACUUACUUCAGGGUAGAUAGAGAAAAGUAAACACAUUGUUGUCCAACCUCGUAUCACACAACAGUCAGUGUUCCUUCUGACCUUGUGACCCCCCCCCCCCCCUGUACUCAAACCUUUUCCGGAGGUCGAACAUCCUGUUGCACGAACACAUCCACUCUUUAAACUCUCCUCUAGAAUGCUUGACUGGCAGGAAAAAAAAACCUGUUUCAACCCUUGUGUAUUUAAUUGUACAGAGAUUUUUUUGUAAAUAGUAUUAAUAUGAUAUAUUCUACACCAGCAAUCUGUCUGUGGAUGAAGUGGAUUCAGCGGUUCAGGGCCUCGUAGUGAAAAGAAUCAAACGUCAGAGCAGACAGAACACGAUGCAUCGAGACAAACCAACUUCUCUCUGCAGCUUUAUCACACUUAUCAAAAUCUUUACCAGAGCUGCGGUGAUUGGUUGUUAGAAAAAUAUGUGAAGAAAUGUGUGUUGAUUUCCUCUUGGUAGAUGGUUGAUGGGAUUUUUGUUUAGGAAUAGAUAUAUUUCGACAUGUUUUUGUGAUUGUCUAAAGCUCUGCGGACUGUCCGAUAGGAAAACUUUACAUUUAUGUCACUUUAAUAUAUUUUAAACGCAAUCGGAAAUUCUGAACUGUGAUUGAGAACUGAAAUAAAAGUCUUUUUAAGGAGGAAUGUUGGUUAAAUUGCACAUUUCCUCUACAAGUUGUUGUGUUUUAAUGUUUAACGUGAGGACACAGCGGUCCUGAUGCCUGUUCUCUGUCUGCUGGAGUUCGACGCCGGUUCUUCACCUCGGCUUCUCUGUGAUCUGGAUCCGAGUGUGAACCUUCGAGGAGCCCAGGGCUGGUUGUUGGCGUCAGUUCUGCUGCUGCUUUUAACUCUGGUUUGAAAAAUAAAGAAAAGAAGGCGUUGAAAAAAAAAGAGAAUUAACAAAAGGCUCCAUGCCUUGUGCAAUGUGUAUGUACUGAAGUGAAGAGAUUUCUUUUUCUUUUUCUAAAAAUUAAUUAAACUAAAACUGGAUGAGAUAA
Messenger RNA from Limanda limanda (common dab), 6839 nucleotides. It is a transcript of the gene pank1a, whose product is annotated as pantothenate kinase 1a. Gene Ontology annotation, molecular function: pantothenate kinase activity; ATP binding. The record is from RefSeq and is a predicted model, not a curated record. The coding region runs from base 331 to 1752 and encodes 473 amino acids. Gene Ontology annotation, biological process: coenzyme A biosynthetic process. Lineage: Eukaryota; Metazoa; Chordata; Actinopteri; Pleuronectiformes; Pleuronectidae. The transcript has 8 exons. Gene Ontology annotation, cellular component: cytosol; nucleus.